UCUUUGAGAAAAAAUAUCAGUUCAGUCUUCUCUUCUGAGAAAAAACAAAGGCAAAACUGUUUACAUCAAUUGUUUACCUGUGCAACAAUUAGUUGUUCCGUGAACAAAGACUAUAUUUGCAAUUGAUCCCGCCGACAUAAUCAUAAAAAGCAACUUUCUUCGCUGCAGCUGGAGUCUGGCCCUAGACAUUUCUUAAUGGUGAAAACAGCCUAGCCUUCUACCCAACCCACCGGUCUUCCAUCCGCAUUAUCAAGAUGAGCUUGCACACACGGGCGUUAGUCUUCUCCACCUUCUUUGGCAGCUGCCUGGCUAUUGGGCUCUUGCUCGUCAGCAUGACCACUAAUCACUGGGUGCGGGCCACUCCACGCCGCAAGAACUCGGCGGACGCCAAGGGUGAAUUCAACUUCGGACUCUUCUUCGGCAACUACCACCUGAAUCCCGGAUUCGGAAUCCGCACAAAUUCGGUUGAUGUGUAUACCUUUGUUCGGACAGAAAAUGACGACACCAGCUUCUGGCUCUGGCUACUUACUACCUUGGGCACCGGUUUCGGACUGCUGGCCUGCGCUGUGGCCGCCAUUGCUGCUGUCCUUAAGUCAGCCUCUGCGGCCAAAAGAGGAGGCACAAUGAUGCUGCUCCUGACUUCCAACAUAUGCGCUGCGGGGGCGCAAAUAGUGGCGUUUGUGGCUUGGCUCGUGCAGUUCUACCAAUACUUCAUACACAACGUUCUUUUAACGGAGCAGCAGCAGCAGCACUGGUACAGCAAUGGACUGGCUUAUCUUGGCUACAGCUUUUACCUGGUCGUGGUAUCCACCAUCGUUGUGCUGCUGAAUAUCGCCAUCCUGCUGUACGCCCAGCGACGCGACCUCCGCAACCGCCAAUGGCUGGAGGCGCCAAGUGACGAUAAAAACAAGGCCGCCAUAAUGCUGUACUAAGGAAGACGAGAAGGAUUCCCAAAUGAACCUCUACAAAGCUGCUUGGCAAACGUACGAGCAGCGACACCUAGUAAUCUCAGUGGCUCAAGUAUUUGUGCCUUACUUAAUGAUGCCUUUACCUUGCCAACAACAAGGGCCGUCUAUAUACUCAUUUUAAUUCAUGGUAUAUUCGUUUAAAAAA
Molecule: messenger RNA, 1113 nt
Organism: Drosophila mauritiana
Lineage: Eukaryota; Metazoa; Arthropoda; Insecta; Diptera; Drosophilidae
Exons: 3
Coding region: 255-932 (225 amino acids)
Source: RefSeq, a predicted model, not a curated record